AAUUAUAUAACUUUCAAAUCAGUGAUAAAAUGUUUAAUAUUUCAGAAAUUAACUUAAACGAAAUGAUUAGUCAAGUAAAAGGAGUACUACCUAAUGUACCCCUGGAUUUGAUUAGGCAUGACUUAAUUAUAACAAAAAAUGUUGAUUUAACAAUCAGCAGGAUAUUGGAAGGUUCUAUAAACUACAUUCCUGAAUUAAAACAUCUGUAUUCUCUAUCACAAGGUAGCGAAAAAUUCCAAAAAACGAAAUGUUUGUGCGAUGCUGUGGCAAAGGACUUGCCCAUCCAUAGUUCCCCAUCAACAAAUGCCACGACCGAUGCUUUCAAAAAGUCAUCCAAAGACCGAAUUAAAUUGUAUGAAGAACGGAAAGCUCAACUUAUAAAGAAUGCUAGAAUGAGUUACAUUAAUAAGCAUUGCGUCUUUAAUGUAAAAUAAUUAUAAAGUAUUUUUAAUACACAAAAAAAUACAGAUUUGCGUUUUAAGUACUUUUAUUUUGUAAAAAUAACCAAUCAGAUUAACUGUGAUUCUUACACAAAUAAAUAUUUAUCGUUUCGUUCGUCGGCAAGGAAGUGCACCGGCCAAUUUGCAUGACGAUUAUAUUUAUCCAAUAUUUACAUAAAAUUGUUUCUUCGGAUAUUCAAAGAUCUGAUUUUUUGAACAUUGUCAGAUUUGUAAAAAAAUUAACAGAUUAGACUGAAAUAAUAUAUAAUUGACAAAUUAAAGAAAUUAAUAUUGUUUCAAACAUAAUACAAAAGUGAUAAAGUGGAAGUGUUGUUAUCUGUUUAAUUUGAAAUCUUUCUGUAUGUUUUACAGUUUUAUUAUUUGUUAAAAAUCUUUUAAAUGAAUAUAAUUGUGCUCUAUUUAAUAUAA
Centruroides sculpturatus (bark scorpion) is the source of this 869-nucleotide messenger RNA. RefSeq names its product ancient ubiquitous protein 1-like. Lineage: Eukaryota; Metazoa; Arthropoda; Arachnida; Scorpiones; Buthidae. The transcript is spliced from 3 exons. The record is from RefSeq and is a predicted model, not a curated record. Gene Ontology annotation, molecular function: ubiquitin binding. Bases 30 to 434 code for a protein of 134 amino acids.